CCCCCCGCUCCUCCCCCCAGACCAUUCCGCCUCUCCCUCCCCGCCCAGCGGCCGGAAGCCUCUCUGAGUCAGAGGGAGGAAGCGCUGAGCCCGGGCCGCCCCUCACAGGAUGCUCGCGGCGCGGCCGGAGCACAGAGCGAGCGGCCGGCAUGGGAGAGGAUGGCGGCAGUCCGGGCCGGAGCGGCUGCAUCCGCAAACAGUACGGACGAACACUGCUCGGGACCAGCUGGAAGGAGCGAUUCAUCCGCCUUCAGAGAGGCCGCCUCCUCAUCUUCCAGCAGCAGGAUGAUGCCCAAUGCGAAGAGAUGGUGGAACUCGGGAAAUAUCAGCGAUGCCAGGAACUCCGAGGAUUUAUGAAGAAGAACCAGUUUAGGCUGGUUCUGAUCCGUCGAUCAGGAACAAAAGUACCUGAAUUAAAAUUUCAAGUUAAUGAUGCUGAGGAGAAGGAUUCGUGGCUCAGAGCCCUAAAUGAAGCCAUUGAAGAAGCCAAUAACAAAGAGUUUGAUCAGGUUACAGUGGAUGAAAAGAGUUCUCUGGAUCACUUAACACGUAACAGAGCAAAAAUAAACCACAACCGAAGACCACCAACAAGGCAACAUCGGAAAGAAGUAGCCAGUGCUAUGUCCAGUGGAAUACAGAGACUAGAACUUGGAGCUCAGACUCUUAUUAUUGAAGAAUCGACAGAUGAAGCGCAAUUGAAGGAAAAAGUCAGUGAUCAAGCCAAGAAGAAUAGACCUAUCCUUAUGCCUAAAGCCAGAUGCACUAAUGCAAAAAGCAAUGAUGCAUUAGAAAUGAAGGAAGAAAGUCCACUAACUGAGGAGGGAGAAGGACCAUCAAACCAGGAGCCUUUGGACAAAGCCAAAGAGGGUCGGGAGGCCGAGGCGGGAGAGGGUCGGGGGGCCGAGGAGGGAGAGGGUCAGGGGGCCGAGGCGGUAGAGGGUCGGGAGGCUGAGGCGGGAGAGGGUCGGGGGCCCGAGGAGGGAGAGAGUCACGGGGCCGAGGAGGGAGAGAGUCGGGGGACCGAGGAGGGAGAGGGUCAGGGGGCUGAGGGUCGGGCGGCCGAGGAGGGUGAGGGUUUGCCAGCGAAAGAAGGAGACGGUCCACCAGCCGAGGAGGGAGAGGUUGGAAAGCUAUCUUGUACCAGAGAAACGAUUUCUGAUCUCCUCAAAAAUGAAGGUGAGUCUGACUUCCAAACAAAAGCAUCUACAGAUACAAAUGAAAUGGAGAAACAACAGUCUGAAACCAACAGUAAUAGUUCACUAAACAGGGCAAAUCUACCACGGGUGAAAUGUGCUUCCUUGGGAGAUAUCUUAUCAGAAUCCAAGCAACAAGUAAUAACAAAACAAUUUGAUACUUAUGGCAACCUAAAGAACACAAAUGUGGAAAAAAUGGAAAGUAGUAUAGCUUUUGAGCUAAAAGUAACAAAGGAACUUCUCCAGCAAGUCUCUGGGAAGGACGCAGCUGUUGAGCAACAUCUUCAGAGCACCACCACCCAAGACAAUUGGUCAACCAGCAGUGCAGCACGUUUGUUGAAUGAUGCUAUGGCUAAAUGGUCAGAAGCAGACAAAGUCUUGCAAGAACUUAAAGAUUUAAAGGAAUUAUACAAGAAACCUGAGACUCUCACUUCGGAGGAAAGAGAAAGACGUAAAAAUCUGUUGACUUUCUACAGGAGGAGUGUGCCUUAGCCUGAAUUUGUAAUAUGCAGGAACGGUGGUUCAAACUGGGUGCUUGGUAAGUUGCAAUAUGAGUAUUUUGGAUCAGGUCUCCUGCAUUGUUAAAUUUCUUUGGAGAGAUCAGGAUGAGUUCUGUUUUUUGUGUUAAAGUGAACAUUUUGCACAGAUGGCUGAGAUGCUUCACAAUGAAGGAACAGUUUUUUUUUAAAAAAGGCAGUUUUAAGUUGGAAUUGUACAUUUGCAAUUCCACACUGCUGCCCUUGUCAAUUGCUUGACAAUUCUUGAAAUUCAGGCAUUUUGCACAAAACCAGUAUUCGCCUUUUAGCUAAUGAGCUUCCUCCAGUUUGCUGUUCCUGUCUUGUCUUGCUUUGAGCCGGUUGUUUUCAAGCCUCUGGCUUUCCUACUGUAUUUUAAAUUUUAAAUCAAGUGAUUGCAGGGGAAAUAGACUUUGUACUAUAUUCAUCAAACUGGUUAACAGUUUGUUACAGAUUGUUGCAGUUGUUAGUGAAAUUCAUGUUGUCAGGUCAGUGAGAGAGAGAAUGUUGGUGCUUGUCUUGUGAAAGAGACAGGUAGAAAUGUCCGGAAUUGACCACAAUUAAAAGGAAAUUAAGUGCAACAUUCUGUAAUCAUUGAAAUGUGAAUGUAGCAUCACUGAUAUAUUUUUAACCAGUCAGUAUUUGAGUUGCCAUAAAUAUUAACUGUAUUUAGAUUAACUGUAUUGUCCAGAUGCGACGUUUGUAUUUCUGUGAACUCAUGUUAAAAUACUUCUUACUGCCAGUAUUAAUAUUUAUGCAAAAAACUAAUAUGACUUUGCCUUAGUAUAUACCCAGUGGAAUUUUUUUAUAUAUCCUGCCUAUUAGCCCAGGCUUAUUGCUUUAUUUAUACUUUAACCGUGUUUAUAUUUUUCUGUAACAAGGGAUUCAUGCUGUUGACUAGCAUGAAGCACUUCACAAUAAAAUGACGUUCUAU
Hemiscyllium ocellatum (epaulette shark) is the source of this 2642-nucleotide messenger RNA. RefSeq names its product pleckstrin homology domain-containing family O member 1-like. NCBI's taxonomy places the organism in Eukaryota, Metazoa, Chordata, Chondrichthyes, Orectolobiformes, Hemiscylliidae. Gene Ontology annotation, biological process: macrophage apoptotic process. Bases 150 to 1685 code for a protein of 511 amino acids. The record is from RefSeq and is a predicted model, not a curated record. The transcript is spliced from 6 exons.